Molecule: messenger RNA, 3445 nt
Organism: Salvelinus namaycush (lake trout)
Lineage: Eukaryota; Metazoa; Chordata; Actinopteri; Salmoniformes; Salmonidae
Product: calpastatin-like
Exons: 32
Coding region: 293-3163 (956 amino acids)
Cellular component (GO): cytoplasm
Molecular function (GO): calcium-dependent cysteine-type endopeptidase inhibitor activity
Source: RefSeq, a predicted model, not a curated record
UAACUAAAAAGAGAAUUAGCUAUAUGCCGUGAAAUGCAAACCUAGCAGUCUCUUGACAUCACCACAGCCGCGCUGUAUAGACACUUCGUUUAGGGUACGAUAAUGGUCAGUCGGGUUUACUGUAACAUUGUUUGAACACACAGGGAGUGGCCCUCUGGAACGCAUGGGAAAUAAUUAUGCUUUAAAGGUACACGGGAGACAGGCUAGACUAGAGGCGACACAUAUUUAGACAGAGGUAUCCGUAGGCAAUAGACGAUUCUUCUCAUCUUCACCGCUUCUCACAGUUUCCAUCAUGGCGUAUGCUGCCUAUUGGACCAGCCUUCAGAGAACAGGUCCUAGUACCACACUUGGAGAGAAGCAGGUGGAUGGCCGGUCUUAUAAUACUCGAGCUGCUGCAGCCUCUAAGGCUCAGUCGCAGCCCAGACAAUAUUCAUCCACUUCAGUGGCCCAGGUUGCCGUGAAUCCAGCACAAUUUGAGAGUGCAUCUGCCGCCUCGACCAUGGCUACGAAGCCAAGGGCGGAGUCCGUGACAAUGGGUGGAGCCACAGGAAGUGCUGUCGCAGCGGGAGGAAGUCCUACUACAGCCGGGACAACACAGAGAGGAGCUGCCAAAGUGAUGAUGCCAGAGACGACACUUGUCUCUCCAAACACUGCUGGAGCAGGUGCUACUAUUAUUGACAUACCAACACCUGGGACCAGAAGCAGUCCUAAAGACACCCCAAAGACUGCGCCCAUGCACCCUGCCAAAGCUACACCUCCUACCCCUGGAGGAGGAAAUAUUGUCGGAGUGGCGGCGACACCGUGGAAAGCUGAAGUACCGAAGCUCCAAGAGUCUCCGAAACAGACAGCCAAGAGUGUGCCCACCACAUCUAGCAAAGCUGACAUGGCUAAAAAGGAUCCUGCUAAGUUGCCCCAGGCUGUUUCUGCAGGCGGUGCCGCGGCUGGAGGCCCCUCUCAGAAGGGUCCAGUGACCAAGGUACAGGUGGAAGUAGGUCCCCCAGCAGCCAAGACAGCCAAAGAGGAGCUUGAUGCGGACCCCUUUGAUGCCCUGGCUAAUUUCUUGCCCUCGUCAGAGCCUCUCGCCCCUGCAGCCCCCAUAUACACCGGGCCAGAGGUUAUAGAGCAUGGCUUGACCCAUCAGGAGGGAGUGAUAUGUGGGGGGAACAACUGCCCACUGCCCCCAGGAUACCGAUUUGAGGACAUGGCCCCUGUUGCAGAUGUCAAGCCAAAGGAUGUCCCGAAACCCAUGAGCACAGAUGAUGCUCUGGAAUCCCUCUCCUUUGGGUUCACAACCUCUACUGCUCCCAUCCCUCAGAAACAGGAGAAGAAAGUGGAGGACUUGGCUGCCAUUGAUGCCUUGUCUGCUGGCUUCUCCAACUUCGCUCCCCCUCCACCCGCUCCUGUCAAGAAAACUGAGUUUAAGUCUCCCGUUGUGACCAAGUCUGCUGCUCCUCCCGCGGACAAGAAAGCUAAGGUGGAAAAGAAAACUGAGUUUAAGUCUCCCGUUGUGACCAAGUCUGCUGCUCCCCCCGCGGACAAGAAAGCUAAGGUGGAAAAGUUGGCUGACUCCCCAAUGGACACCAAGCCUAAGACAGAUGAGGGUAUGUCCCUGGAUGCUCUCAAUGCUCUGGGAGACACUCUGGCUGCUCCAGAACCAGCGCCCAAACCUCCCAAAAUCAGACCUGAGGACAUUGUCACGGAGGGCAAACUGACAUCAGAGGCGGGUGUGUUUGUGGGUGAGAGGGACGACACUAUCCCACCAGAGUACAGGUUCACAAAGGACAAAGUCAAAGACCUGCCUCCUCCCAAGAAAGAGCCUUCCAUGGACGCUGGCGAGGCUCUGGACAUCCUGUCAGGUGACUUCAUGUCUUCCUCUGUGGCUCCAUCUGUCCAGGCUCCUGUCCUGUGCCCCCCAGCUCCUCCCAAACAGGCCGAAAUAGAUGAUUUAGCAGCCCUGGAUGCCUUGGCUGGAGACUUUGUGGCUCCUACUAAGGCCUCCGCUGUCCAGGCCCCCGUGGUGCCUCACUUCGACAACCCCCCACAGAGAGCCGUUUGUACAUUUGACCUUGAAGCCCCCAGCAUGGCUCCUGUUGUACCUGGAGCCACUACUAAACCCGGAGCCACUACUAAACCCGGAGCCACUACUAAACCCGGAGCCACGACUAAAGCCGCAGCACCUACUAAAGCCGCAGCACCUACUAAAGCCGCAGCACUUACUAAACCCGCAGCACCUACUAAAACCACCACUGAUGAGGGUAUGUCCCUGGAUGCUCUCAGUGCUCUGGGAGACACUCUGGCUGCUCCAGAACCAGCGCCCGAACCUCCCAAGAUCAGACCUGAGGACAUUGUCACGGAGGGCAAACUGACAGAGAUGGAAGCUGUGCUUGUGGGUGAGAGGGAUGACACUCUCCCACCAGAGUACAGGUUCACAGAGGACAAAGGCAAAGACCUGCCUCCUCCCAAGAAAGAGCCGUCCAUGGACUCAGGUGAGGCUCUGGACAUCCUGUCAGGUGACUUCAUGUCUUCCUCUGUGGCUCCAACUGUCCAGGCUCCUGUCCUCUGCCCCCCAGCUCCUCCAACACAGGCUGCAGAUGACUUUGCCUUGGACGCCCUGGCAGGGGAAUUUGUAGCCCCAGCUGUUGCCCCUGCAGUCAAAUCUGCUGCUAACCGCCAGCUGUCUACAGGGACGGUAGAUGCUCUGGAUGCCUUGUCAGACACCUUAAUGAACAUGACUCCUAUCCCGGAGCCCGUUCCCGUCUCAGUCAGGGACAUCGUCAAGGAGAAGAAGAUCAUGGAGGAGAAGCUUAUCAAGAUGGGGGAGAGAGAUGUCAGCCUUCCAGCUGAGUACCGGCCCACAGAGAAAGACCUUAAGGCAAUGGCAGAGGCCAAAGCCCAGGCUGAUGUUAGGCCCAAGCAGCCAUCUAUGGAUGACAGCAGUGCCCUCGACCUCUUGUCUAGAGACUUCUCUUCCUCACCUGGUCCUGCUGCAACCUCAGUAGUUGUGACAACAAAGCAGACACAGCCCAGUCUGGAGAGCAACAGCAAGUCAAGGUCUAAGUCAAAGAAACAACAGGAGGAGAACCCUUCAGCCAAAGACCACCUGUCUGGAAAGAUGAGUUCAGAUGUAGUGCCAGGAUCCAAAAAUAAGGGUGGCAAGAGCUAGACCUCUAGGUUUCUAGCGCACUACAUGUCCCCUGCCACAUGGAGGCGCCACUAGAGGGCGCUGCUGUGAACGAUGAUUCUAUUUUUCUAAAUGGUGGAGAAUGUAUACUGGAUGAAAAACAAACAUGACCACACACACACACACACACACUUACACACAGACACAUGCUGUGUGCAAUGCCUUUCCUGCUUGGUUUCGCACAUGACAGAAGAUUGUACUUGUUUUGGUUUCUUUCCUUUGAGAUGAGGAGAGCAAAAUAAAGAGAGAGUGAGAGAAGAGAGA